Molecule: messenger RNA, 2880 nt
Organism: Orbicella faveolata
Lineage: Eukaryota; Metazoa; Cnidaria; Anthozoa; Scleractinia; Merulinidae
Biological process (GO): tRNA 5'-leader removal
Cellular component (GO): fibrillar center; nucleolar ribonuclease P complex; ribonuclease MRP complex
Molecular function (GO): ribonuclease P RNA binding; ribonuclease P activity
Source: RefSeq, a predicted model, not a curated record
CAACCCUUAACUGUAAACAAGAGAUUAUAAUCUCUUGCUGUAAAAUAUUUCUGAUUGAUAAGAUUUUUUCUGUCAAAGAACGCCAUAAGUAAGUCGCAUUAAAGUCUUGGUGAGGACAUGAGAUAUCAAAAUGGACAGAAUGGAAGCUGGUCGAAGAAGAAACAGUCACUCAUCGUGUUUAUAAGUUUAGCCCAUAGGUCUUUUCAGGUAUCACUCCGGAAUCUCUACAUCAGCUAUCGCACUACUUUUUGAUUGGUCAACUCUUUCAGCCCCAGGAGGGCCCCCUGGAGUCCCAUAUCCCAGCACCGAGGCAGGAUGAGGAGAGAGGUCUGGCGCGAAACACAACAUUUGAAAAGCGUAAUGGCGGCGGCUUCAGUAGUAAAGAAAGAUGGCAUUCGUAAGAGGAGUUUUCCUCAAAGUUCUACAAAGCAUAUGCUUUCGACGCCCUACUAUCUGCAAUGGCCUCUUCUGCAGAUUGGAGGCAACAAAAAGAUUGUUGACAAGAUUAAAAAAACACUUGGUCCCUUUCACUUUGAGCUUCUAUGUACAAGAACAAGGAAAAAAAAGGAGCAUGAAAAAGAGAGAGUAGAGAAACAAAAGCAGAGGUCCAGUCUUGUGAUGGGGAUCAAUGAAGUUACAAAAGCUUUGGAAAGAGGAACCGUCAAGUUGGUGCUGGCCUCUUCUGCAGAUUGGAGGCAACAAAAAGAUUGUUGACAAGAUUAAAAAAACACUUGGUCCCUUUCACUUUGAGCUUCUAUGUACAAGAACAAGGAAAAAAAAGGAGCAUGAAAAAGAGAGAGUAGAGAAACAAAAGCAGAGGUCCAGUCUUGUGAUGGGGAUCAAUGAAGUUACAAAAGCUUUGGAAAGAGGAACCGUCAAGUUGGUGCUGGCCUCUUCUGCAGAUUGGAGGCAACAAAAAGAUUGUUGACAAGAUUAAAAAAACACUUGGUCCCUUUCACUUUGAGCUUCUAUGUACAAGAACAAGGAAAAAAAAGGAGCAUGAAAAAGAGAGAGUAGAGAAACAAAAGCAGAGGUCCAGUCUUGUGAUGGGGAUCAAUGAAGUUACAAAAGCUUUGGAAAGAGGAACCGUCAAGUUGGUGCUGGUUGAUAGAUCUAUCCAGCCAGCUGCUCUGCUAGAGCAUCUUCUAUUGUUAUGUGCCACACGGAAGGUACCAGCAUGUGCUAUUACUGGAAUGAAUGAGUCAACUUUUCCACCAUUGCUUGGAGUCCACAAGGUUUCAACAUUUGCAUUCAAGAACACAGAUACUCCUACAGUGUUUGACGACUUGGUUGAAUUUAUCACAAAGAUAGCAGAACCACUGUAUGUUCCUUGGUUGCACUCUAGAAAAGAAGGAGAUACUCCUACCACCGCAAAUCAGGGCACUGGUGUAGCAGAUGAUGAUUCUGAUGAACAACUGCCACAUAUCCAGGAUAUGCAUCAGAAAAAGAAGAGAAUGGAAGGGGAUUCCAUGGUUGUUGAAACUGACACUGUCAAUUUACAAUGUGCUGGUGAUUCUGCCGUUCAUUUCUCAGACACAAACAAUUCUACUCUGAGUUUAGGAGGAACUAGUAAUUCUGCUGUAAAAAAAACGGGAAUGAACAGUCAUUCUGCUGCAAACAUACCUGGUACAUGUGAUGAUGAUGUAACAAAGGUACAAGCUAAUGACAAUAGCACUCUAAGUUCACAAGGUAAUGAAAGUACACAAGUUGGAGUUGACACUACUGUAACCAACCCCAGUGGCAAGAGGAAAAGGAAAAGAAGAGCAAGAAAAUCAAGCAAGACCAAUCAGAAUAACGUAGGCUUAGCAUAUCUAAGACCUUGUGUAAAGAGCUUUGAUAUAGGGAAAGAUAAAAGAAAUCAGGGAAAGUAAUUAUUUCAUUGUGAUGAAUACUCAGCUGAUUAUUAUUUAUGGUACAUAUUUUUGUAAAGUGAGACACUAAGAAAGAUGUCACAGGAAAAAGUCAAACAUGGAGUCAGCUGUUGUUUCAAAUAUUGUAAAAAGUUUAUUUCUAGUGAUUCAAAAUAAAACAUUAAGAUUGACCAUGUACAAGACAAAUAUUAAGGGAUACGCUUUUUCCCCUCACGUCAUCAAGCAGCAAAGGUGUUAGUUUCUAAACAAACUGUUGAGCUGCAUCAUAAGGCAAAUGAAGCACUUGAGACUGAAACACUUAGCUACUACAGUCCAACCCCUAGUAAGCAGCCACCCCUAGUAUGCAGCCAGUAAUCAAAUUCCCGAAGAGGGCUUUUCUAUUGUUUUCACUGCUUUUAAGCAGCCACUAUCCAUUUCCCUGAGGGUGGCCAUUUAAUAGUGGUUGAACUGUAUUAUCAACUUGAAGUCGAUAAAGGUAAAUUAUCUGCCAUAGGGAGUUUCUGAAGCUGAUGUUUCUAGCAUUAACCCUUUGUCAGGGAGAGCAACGUGAUUUUCCCAACACAUACUCAAACUAUCAGCUUUAAAAACUAGCCACAGCAGGUAUUUUAAUUUAGUCAACUAAAAGUUGAUAAAUAUACAUAGUUAGAACUGCCACUUCUAUUUAUUUUGCACUGUUUUUAAACUGAAGGAAUAGAAAAAUAGACAAAAAAUAAUACUGGCAAGGAAUUAAAUAUGGAGAUAAAAAGAAUAUUAUAAAACAAAUACCAUAUGAGAAGGAAAUACCACGACAUAUCUGAGCCUUUGAAAUGCAAUAGAGGUCUUAAGAUACUUUUUAGACAGACUUCUCUCUCUAAACUGUUCACUUGAUUACUCUAAAUAAUUUACAUGUAUGAGCAAUUCAGAUUGUUGCAAUAACAAAAAUGCAGGGGUUUCAGGUAAUAUAUCAAACACGAAAGACCGUGUUUGACCACAUAAUUUUCAAAACACAGAGAAGAGAGUUGAAAAUACG